AUGGAUGGCCAAACAGAAGUCACUAAUAGAACGUUGGACAAUCUUCUUCACUUUUUAAGUAGCGAUCAACUUCGAAAGUGGAACCUUGCAAUUUCACAAGCAAAAUUUGCAUAUAAUAACAUGCAAAGCCAAUCUACAGGGCAGUGUCCCUUCGAAGUCGUGUAUAGUAGUCCUCCCCAUUUAACUUUUGACCUUACUAAUUUGCCUUCAUUUGUUGAUCUCAGUCUAGAAGCUGAUCUUAUGAUUGAUCGAGUUCAAAAAAUCCAUGCUGAGGUCUUUGCCAAUUUGACUAUUGCCAACUCCAAGUAUAAGGAAGUCGCUGACAAGCAUCAUCGACCAACAACAUUUUUCCUAGGUGAUUUAGUCAUGGUGUACAUUAAAAAAUCACAUCUACCUACCGACCAUCACUCUAAAUUUUCACAGAAGAAAUACGACUUUUUCACAUUCUUACAAAAAUUUGGAGACAAUGCAUACCAAAUAGAGCUCCCUUCCUCUAAACAUUAG
This is a messenger RNA of Benincasa hispida (wax gourd), 504 nucleotides long. Lineage: Eukaryota; Viridiplantae; Streptophyta; Magnoliopsida; Cucurbitales; Cucurbitaceae. The record is from RefSeq and is a predicted model, not a curated record.